GAAUUGAUUUCGCAACACCAUACACGAUAAUAAAUCGUGAUUCGGCUGGUGAGAAAGUACGAAAGAAAAGGAUACAAACAUUAAAAUGGGGACACCUCUAAAGACAUACGGGAAGAAGCCCGAUGUCUUCCAUUUUGAAGAAGGAGGAGAGCAAUAUAUGAUUGGUUCUGAAGUUGGUAAUUUCCUAAGGCUUUUCAGAGGAUCAUUGUACAAAAAAUACCCAUCACUAUGGAGGAAAAUGGCAAGCAUGGAGGAGAGGAAAAUGAUUGUCGAACAGGGAGAAAGAUUUGGCCAACAUGGACUUGCUACAAACGUGACCCUGCUGAGGGCAAGGGAAGUUGAAGAAAUCCUGGAAGGCAAUGAAGAGAAAUACAGGUCCGUAUCCAUCACCACAGACAGUGCAGUGGCAAGGGAUCCUAAACCCAAACGCAGUCGUGAUUGGGUACCUGCCAUUCCUAACAGCUCACACCAUCUAGAUGCAGUACCGUGCUCCACUCCCAUAUCAAGGACCAAGAUAGGACCAAAGAAACAGAGGACAUUCCCAAUGUGUUAUGAUGAUCAUGAUCCUGCUAUUAUCCAUGACAAUGCUACUCAACCUGAUGUCCUUGUUCCUAUAAGAUUGGAUAUGGAGAUAGAUGGGCAGAAGCUUAGAGACACGUUCACCUGGAAUAAAAAUGAACAACUCAUAACCCCUGAGAUGUUUGCUGAAAUCCUGUGCGAUGACCUUGACCUGCCACCUACGACCUUCAUACAACCAAUCUCUCAGGCAAUCAAGACCCAGAUAGAGGCUUAUCCUACAGAUACAAGUAUACUAGAUGCACAUGAUCAGAGAGUCAUUCUAAAGCUGAACAUACAUGUUGGAAACAUCUCCUUGGUGGACCAAUUUGAAUGGGACAUGGCAGAAAAAGACAACAGUCCUGAGGAGUUUGCUCUCAAAUUGUGUGCUGAUCUUGGUUUAGGUGGGGAGUUUGUGACCUCCAUUGCAUACAGUAUCAGAGGACAACUCAGCUGGCAUCAACGAACAUACGCUUUCAGUGAAUCACCGUUGCCUACAGUAGAGAUAUCUGUACCUAAUCAAGGAGAAGCAGACAAUUGGUGUCCUUUCCUAGAAACCCUUUGAGUUUUUGUCUCUUAUUGAAUCAGUGUUGCCAAAAGUAGAGAUAUCUAUGUAAUCAAGGCAUAGUUGAUAGCUUAUGUUCAUUUCUAGAAACCCUUACUGACUUAUGUUUGUGUUUUUGUUUCUGUCAGUGAAUCACCGUUGCCUACAGUAGAGAUAUCUGUACCUAAUCAAGGAGAAGCAGACAAUUGGUGUCCUUUCCUAGAAACCCUUAUUUGAUUUAUAUUGGAGUUUUUGUCUCUUAUUGAAUCACUGUUGACUACAGUAGAGAUAUCUACAUUAUCAAGGAGUAGUUGAUAGCCUGUGUCCAUUCCCAGCAACCCUCACUGACUUAUGUUUGUGUUUUUGUUUCUGUCAGUGAAUCACCAUUGCCUACAGUAGAGAUAUCAGUACGUAAUCAAGGAGAAGCAGACAGUUGG
This is a messenger RNA of Lytechinus variegatus (green sea urchin), 1536 nucleotides long. RefSeq names its product SWI/SNF-related matrix-associated actin-dependent regulator of chromatin subfamily B member 1-like (gene smarcb1). Gene Ontology annotation, molecular function: transcription coregulator activity. Gene Ontology annotation, cellular component: nuclear chromosome; nucleus. The record is from RefSeq and is a predicted model, not a curated record. NCBI's taxonomy places the organism in Eukaryota, Metazoa, Echinodermata, Echinoidea, Temnopleuroida, Toxopneustidae. Gene Ontology annotation, biological process: regulation of transcription by RNA polymerase II; chromatin remodeling. The coding region runs from base 86 to 1120 and encodes 344 amino acids. The transcript has 7 exons.